Molecule: messenger RNA, 2819 nt
Organism: Striga asiatica
Lineage: Eukaryota; Viridiplantae; Streptophyta; Magnoliopsida; Lamiales; Orobanchaceae
Source: the annotation of a GenBank genome assembly
GGCUCAAGGUACUUUUUCUGUUACGCAGCAGUGUUUCUGAAUCAAAAUGGGCAUUUAUCUACCGUCUACAUACGUACGUCUAUCUGAGUUGCAAAGAGGCCAUUGAUCAGGCCUUCGGAUCCUGUUCAAUUUCAUUUACGCUCUUCUACUAUACUGUCAGAAUCUUCUAUACACGAUUGAUUUGCAAAUUGAUCCUUCGGUUUGGUGGAUAACAGUGCGAUUUAGAUUUUCCUCUGGACAAAUGCUUGUCAAUCGAACUGUAUCCUUGAUAAUGUAACCUGCGUUUAUUCGUGUGAUGCUUAAAGAGUAUAGGCAUUUUCUGUCACAGUAAUUGGGUCACUCGAUGGCUUCUUGGUUGAAAGUGGCUGAAGAUUUAUUUGAAGUUGUUGACCGAAGAGCGAAGCUUGUGGUCGGUGAGAAAUCAGAUGAUUUGCCUGUUCCCACCUCAGGUUCUAAUGGACAAGGAUCUAAACCAAAGAGGGGUAGGCAAAGAGCGAAGCCCCAGAGUAAUCUCUCAUCCAAUGAAGCUCCUGCUGCUGCCAUAGACAUUGAAAGAGAAAAUGCUAUACCUGAAACCACACAUUCACUAGAAGAACCUGAUGGAAGUAUUCCAGUGGCGGUGAUUGAAAAUAAUGAAAGUAAUCCGAGUAGUUUUGGCAAAAUUGACGGCGACGAACAACAGAAAGCUGAUAGUGAGGAUGCUGUAACGGAGACAUCUCAAUUUGGAUCAAUAUCUAAUAAUGACACCAAACCAGUGGGUGAUCAUAUGAGUGAAGAUGCUUGCACUAAGGCAGAAGGAAUGGCUGCAAAUGCCGAUGAGAUCGUCAAUGGUGAUCUCUCGAUUAAAGAAGUUCCAGAUCACUCACCUGGAAGUCAAUCGAAUGCUGGAAAAGACGUUGAGGUUGUAAUUGGUGAUUCUCCUGUUGAUUCCAGUGAAACUACAAUGUCGGAAAACGAAGGUUCUUUAAAAAGUAGAGAACCUUUGGAAUCUCAAAGUAUAAAUGAAGAUGCAGUACUUAAGGUAGGUUCUCAAUCAGAAGAUGUUGAUUUAGUAACUGAAGCUGAUAUCCAGGAUAAGCAGCACCAAGAGGAAAAAGUUGUCAACUCUGCUGCAAAAGUACAACAGCAGCUUGAGGAGGCUCAAGGGUUACUGAAAAGUGCAAUUUCGACAGGGCAGUCAAAAGAAGCAAGGCUAGCCCGGUGCGUAGGUUCCCCUUAAGUCGCGAGACAGAACUUAACCAACUUAGGUAUAAGUCUUCCGAGCUUGAAGCAUAUUGCAUAUGGUUUGUGCUGGACUUUCAUCACGCCUGCAAGAGUACAAAUCUGAGAAUGCUCAAUUAGAGGAGCUUCUCAUGGCAGAGAGGGAAUUGACUAAAUCUUAUGAGGCUCACGUAAAGCAGCUUCAGAAGGAUCUGUCUGCAUCAAAAAGAGAGGUAAGCAGAGUUGAGGCAAAUAUGGCGGAUGCAUUGUCAGCAAAAAAUGCUGAGAUUGAAACCCUUGUUAGUUCGGUUGAUUCACUAAAGAAGCAGGCUGCUUUAGCUGAAGGGAAUUUGGCAUCGCUGCAGGCUAGUAUGGAGUCUACAAUGAGAAACAGAGAACUAACUGAAACAAGAAUGAUGCAAGCCCUGAGGGAAGAACUGGCUGCUGCUGAGCGAAGAGCUGAAGAAGAGCGUUCUUCACAUAAUGCUGCAAAGUUGGCAGCUAGAGAAAGAGAAGUAGAAUUGGAACAAAGGGCUAUUGAGGCAUCCACGGCCUUAGCGAGAAUCCAGAGGACGGCAGAUGAUAGGACUUCAAAGGCAGCCGAACUUGAACAAAAAGUAGCACUUCUGGAGGUUGAAUGUGCAUCCUUAAAUCAAGAACUGCAAGACAUGGAAGCUCGUUUCCGUCGCGGACAGAAGAAGUCUCCUGAUGAUGGAAGUCAAGCUAUUCAGGUGCAGGCAUGGCAAGAGGAAGUGGAGCGUGCACGUCAAGGUCAGAGAGAGGCUGAGAGCAAGCUUUCUUCAAUGGAGGCCGAAGUUCAAAAAAUAAGGGUUGAAAUGGCUGCAAUGAAAAGGGAUGCUGAGCAUUACUCACGUCAGGAACACAUGGAACUGGAAAAACGGUAUCGCGAGCUAACUGAUUUAUUGUAUUACAAACAAACACAACUGGAAACUAUGGCCAGUGAGAAAGCCGCAUGUGAGUUUCAGAUGGAAAAGGAAUUAAAGCGUCUUCAGGAAACACAGUUGGAAGCAGAAAGAAAUAGAGCUUCUCGUCGAAUGUCAUCAUCUUGGGAAGAGGACACCGAUAUGAAAGGACUUGAGCCUCUCCCCUUACAUCAUCGGCACAUGGUUGGGGCUAGCUUACAGUUGCAGAAGGCAGCAAAACUUAUAGAUACUGGGGCCGUCAGGGCCACAAAAUUCUUAUGGCGGUAUCCUACUGCCCGGCAUGAAAUGAUGCCAGAACAGUAUUGCAAGAGAGUGCACCUUGAAUUGCCUGAUGUGAAAAUACUCCUGAUGUUGCCAGUGUUGGAGCAUAGAUGAGUAGGCUAGAGAACUGUUAAAUAGGCUGCUGAUGUACAGCUUUAGGAGGGAUUUUCCUUGUGAAGCUAGCAUCUUCGUCAAAAAUAUCGAGUUUGCACCUGUCAACUGAACCAUACAUGCUAUAAAGAUGAAUGCUUAGAAAGUAACCCAAUAGGUAGAGAUAUCAUAAUGGGCCAGCCUGUGGUCUGAGGGUACGAGAUCUGAAGUGCAACUGAUGAUUGUUUGACCGUUGCAAGGACUGCACAUACAACAAUGUCUGUUGCUACUUUGGGCAGUGGCUGGUGGUUUGAGAGUACAGAG